AUGCCUUCAAUCGCCAUGCCUCCUCUUUCGUCUCUCCUGUCGUGGCGCACACUCGCAUUCCUCUUCGCUCUGAUUAAUCUCAAAUCGCUGCCUUUGGCCUGGCACGCCCGCCUCUUCUACCGCAUGUUCACGAAUUGGUACACAGAAGCACGGGUCCAACGCAGCAUAAAAGCGCAGUCAGAGUUGUCCGACUCGGUCCACCCUCUUUUCGAGCCCAUCUCCAUUUUCUCGCGCUCUCCGCUCCUCGAGACAGACUACAACCUGCAUAAAUCGAACAGCACCUACUUCUCCGACCUGGACGAGAGCCGAACGGUGCUCAUGACGAAGCUGUUGGUUCCGGGCUUGAAACAAGGGGAUAAGAACCUCGUGCGCGAAGGCCACAAGGGACCUCUGAAUGUGAUUCUCGGCAGCGUCCACACGUCAUUUCAUAAAGAGAUCAAACCCUACGAGCGCUACGAGGUCCGCUCGAGGAUACUUGCGUGGGACAACAAGUGGAUUGUCGUGGGCAGUUGGUUCAUCCGGCCCGCGUCGCCGAAGGGCAAACAGGAAGUCCUCCUGGCUUCGGCGCUGAGCAAGUACGUGGUGAAGAAGGGCAAAUUCACCGUUUCCCCAGAGCGGUGCUUUGUCACGGCCGGAUGGUUGCCGCGCAGACCCGAAAAAGUCGAUGAUGGCGCGGACCGACAAGACAAGCCCCAGGUGAAAGAGAUAUCUGCAUGGUCGUCAUCAUCUGAAGAGUCGACACCGCCUCAGAUCCCUCCUCGUACCGACACGGAAAAGCCAAGCACCUCUUCCGAACCCUCGCUGAUCUCCACGCCUCAAGAAGGCCCCCUUGCGGCCCCAGUUCCGGAACCUGCGACAUUACGGACCACCGACAGCAUCGUCGAGAAACUCGAGACGGCAGCUGCAAAGACCGGCGCGGCCAUUUCGUCGUCGGCACCCCUUGCGCCGCUCACGGCGGUCCACGUCAAGCCAGGCGGCGAGUGGGACUGGCACCGGAUCGAGAUGGAGCGGGUCCGCGGGCUGCAGAUCGCGCAGAAUUGGCUGGCGCUGGACAAGGAGCUGAUGCACGAGUUCGCCAGGGGCUAG
This is a messenger RNA of Fonsecaea multimorphosa CBS 102226, 1086 nucleotides long. RefSeq lists its product as uncharacterized. The coding region runs from base 1 to 1086 and encodes 361 amino acids. The record is from RefSeq and is a predicted model, not a curated record. The transcript has a single exon. Lineage: Eukaryota; Fungi; Ascomycota; Eurotiomycetes; Chaetothyriales; Herpotrichiellaceae.